AUGGACUCUCCAGUGCCGCGCGGCGUCUGCGGCACUGCGACUCCGACUCCCCGCUCCUCACCGGGAAAUGAAACUUGGAGGAGGCAGUCUUCUCAUUGGAGUUGCCAGCAUGGGAUAGCAGCCAGCCCCAGCGGAAGCCUACGUCCGCCUCUGCCGAACUUGUUGGGGAUGUAUUUGGCCAAGCCAGGGGACGCACAGAGGGAUGUGAGUCCUUGUUCGCGUGCAAAUUCACGUGGUCGCCGAGAGGGCGACUACUUGCGUGGUGAUGGUGAUUCCAUCAUGGGUGAAGUACAGGACCGCAUUCGUGAGAUGGAGGCGCGCAUGGCCCUCGAUGUGGAAAGCGACACCCAUGAGGGCGCGGUCAUGGCACAUGUUCGAACGAAUCGCACCAAUCCAUCAGGGGUGACUGGUAUAGCAGCCUCUGGAUGGACUGAAGAUAGCCAAGGUGAGGAGAAGAAACCGAGGCCGAAACGUUGCCGAAUUCCUUUCCGUCCGGCUAUCAUCAUGACUGUAGCCUUCGGCGCUUUAUUGACCUGCGUCUUGAUGUUUUUGCCGUUGUAUGAAUUCACCACCCAGCUUCAAACCAAGACCGCUGAGAGUUUUGGCAAAUCGGUGAAUCGUCAGUUCGGCCUGAUUGAAGAACUGACCUCCCGUGCCGCCACCGCGUCACACCGCAGUAUUCUUGGGCGAAUCAGAAACCUGCUCUGGGAAACAGUGAUGGAGCCCCCGGAUCGUGCCAUUGACGCUCUCUGGGGCACCAUGCAAAUGUCCCACAGCUUUGAUCCGGCCUGGACGGGCCAGACGGAGAAGCAGCGGGCGGCCAUGGCUUAUCGCGCCUUCUUGGAGUUGCAGCAACAGCAAAAGGAGGCCAACCACACCCACCGACAAACCGGUGCUGCAGACUUUCUGUAUGUGGCUUUUCAGGGUGGCGAUUUUUCUGGCACAUCAUUCCGCCUGAGAGAUGAAGACACGCAGAAGGGAUACAAGGCGAAGUGGUUUGAUUGUCCGCUGCAUAGCAGCACUGCUGAAGACACCUUCUUAGAGCUCGGCGUGGUGAAGAAAGACCCAGAGUGCAAUGAGAAGUUUCCGUUGAAACGGCCAUGGUAUACCUUGCAAUCCAACAUGGCAGAUAUCGGUGGUCCACUCAAGCGCAUGUGGUCAGGGCUCUACGUCUACCUGGAUGGUACCACCAUCGGUCUUACCAAGACAGCACCCGUGGCGUAUUGUGGGGACUACUCUUGCUUUGAGGGAGUGAUUGCUGCCGACAUCACCUUGAAAGUGGUGGGCCAGAGUUGCGACGAGGCUUUCGUGACGUUGCAACAAGAACUCAUGGCUUCAGCCUAUCAAUUUCCCAUCAAUCGGAGUAAUGCGGUGGUCUUUGUGGUGAGCCAAUUGACUCGAGGUCAGCAAGCUCCAGGGGUCCUGGUUGGCGCCUCCCAUCUCCAACUGGACCAGAUUGUGAUGGCGCAACACUCCAGUGAGGUUUGUUCGAAGCACAAUCGCGGUUUCACAAGAUCAGCUGUGGAAUGGAUCAUAUCCGUUCGCCCUACGUUGGGCGUCGUGAUCUCCAACGAGUUGUUGCGGGCCGGGUCAAGCAGAUCGCUGCUGAAGAUUGAGCGUGAUUCCAACGGCUUUGCGCAAUGGAUACGGUGCUGUGUGCGGCGGUUUCUGGGCAGGGCUGGACUGCACCAGUCCACACAGGGACUUCGAUGCAUGGUGUUGCCCUUGCUCAUGGGCAACGAGGAGCAACUCUUCCGCUUUCGUGCUGCCAAUGGCUCCACUGACUGCGGUGUGGAGUUUUCGCAGUUUACAGACCCCGAAUGUUUGCAGGUGGGUACCUUGUCCGUCCAGCUAGAUGAGGUAGAUCGUUGGCUGGUGGUCAUCGUCUCUCCUGCCGUCGCAUUCUUCACCUUGGCAAAGCACAUCGAGGAGAAUGUCAUGGAAGAAUUGGAGGGCGUGACGAUUUUGCAGUCUGCCGCCUUGGCCUUUUUCGUGACCACCGCCCUGACGGUCGGCAUCGGAUUCGGCCUCGGCACCGCUGUCUCGAGUCCUCUCAGGGAACUCACCUUCCUGUUGCGGCGCCUGGGGCAUUUGGACUUUGGACGAUUUGGGGUCUGCCUUCAGGCGAAAGCUGGUAGCAGUAUCCGUGAUAUCUGCGAGGUGCAGGAUGCGUUCUGCCGUUUAUCCAUGGGCAUACAAACCUUUGCUCGUUUCGUGCCGGAGGCCGUGGUGCGGAAUAUCAUCAAAGGUGAUUGCCGCGCUGCCAGGCUCCAUGUCACGAAGAGAGAAGUGACGAUCAUGUUCUCUGAUAUCAAGGACUUCACCGCGAUGUCAGAGACGAUGAAGCAGACAGACCUGAUCUUUCUCUUGACGCGAUACCUGUCCAUCAUGUCACGCAUCGUGGAGACUUUUGGAGGCGUCGUGGCGGAAAUCCUGGGCGACGGUCUCUUGGUCUACUGGAACACGCCUUUGGAUGUGGAGGACCAUGCUGUGAAAGCUUGCGCUGCCGCUGUGGCGAUGCAACAGGCGCUUGGACCUUUAAACUACGAGAUCACGGAAUGCAAAUUAGAACCGCUGAAAGUCCGGAUAGGCGUGAAUACGGGGGAAGUUCUCUCGGGAACCUUUGGGAGCGACCUGAAGAUGAAGUUCGGCUGCAUGGGUGACCCUGUAAACCUGGCCAGCCGCCUGGAAGGACUCUGCAAGGUCUAUGAUGCGGGCAUCAUUGUUUCUGGAACCACCUAUGACUCUAUCGCCAACUCCGGCUUUAUUUGCAGAAAGUUGGACCUGGUUCAGGUGAAGGGACGAAAAGAACCUGUGAUGGUCUACGAGGUGAUGGGUUGCGAUCUUGCGUGUGAUCCGUGUCCCUUCCUCCAUGAAAUGACUGCAGAUGACUCCCAAAGCUCCUCGCCCAGGCGCGGCCGAACGGAGAUUUUUAUGGGACAAUUCCGUACUAAAAUGUAG
Molecule: messenger RNA, 2961 nt
Organism: Cladocopium goreaui
Lineage: Eukaryota; Dinophyceae; Suessiales; Symbiodiniaceae
Source: the annotation of a GenBank genome assembly